CUUUGAACGCUCAUACGGCAUUGUGGGUCGGUUCAAAUAAUGUCCUUGUCCUGUCAGACGCACACUGUUUGACUGACUUCGCGCAAGGGCUUGGGAAUUCGUUUGUACUUGAAUUAUAUUCAUUCUAACAAAAUGAUGGCAGCCAGGUUUCUCCGUCACUCUCUCCCUGUAUUGAGGCAAACAAGAUGCUACGCCGACGCGCCUUCAGGUUCUGCCCAGAUGUCCUUCACAUUUGCCUCGCCAACUCAGGUGUACUUCAAGGAGGCCAGUGUGAAACAGGUUGACGUGCCCACGCUGACUGGCGCUUUCGGUAUCCUCCCUGCCCACGUCCCCACGCUGCAGGUUCUCCGGCCCGGAGUGGUUACAGUGUUCAACGAUGAUGGCUCCGCAACAAAGUUCUUUGUGAGCAGCGGGUCAAUCACAGUGAAUGCAGACUCCUCGGUGCAGCUGCUGGCUGAAGAGGCUUUCCCCCUGGACCAGCUGGAUGUGGCUGCUGCCAAGGUCAACUUGGAGAAGGCCCAGUCUGAAAUGGCGUCUGCGUCUGACGAGGCUGCCAGGGCCGAGGUCCAGAUCAACAUAGACGCCAACGAGGCAAUCGUCAAAGCCCUGGAGUAGGCCGUGCGACUGGUCUCUGUGGUGUCGUGUUGGUAUAAAGGAAAUAAAUUCUCCAACUGUUUCCCGGACCAGUCAAGUCAGUAACUGCAAGAUCUCAUGCUUGCUUUGUACAGUGGAAGGAAAUUACCAAUAAAUGUAUUUGGAUUUA
Molecule: messenger RNA, 763 nt
Organism: Salvelinus fontinalis (brook trout)
Lineage: Eukaryota; Metazoa; Chordata; Actinopteri; Salmoniformes; Salmonidae
Product: ATP synthase subunit delta, mitochondrial-like
Exons: 5
Coding region: 133-615 (160 amino acids)
Biological process (GO): proton motive force-driven ATP synthesis
Molecular function (GO): proton-transporting ATP synthase activity, rotational mechanism
Source: RefSeq, a predicted model, not a curated record